This is a messenger RNA of Candidula unifasciata, 618 nucleotides long. The record is from the annotation of a GenBank genome assembly. NCBI's taxonomy places the organism in Eukaryota, Metazoa, Mollusca, Gastropoda, Stylommatophora, Geomitridae.
AUGAGUAUUCUAGCCUACAACGGUGCUGCCAUCAUGGCAAUGAAGGGCAAAAACUGUGUUGCCAUUGCUGCUGACAGGCGGUUUGGUGUGCAGGCACAGACCAUUAGCACGGAGUUUGAGAAAAUCUUUGAGAUGGGACCACAACUGUUUGUGGGACUGCCCGGCCUGGCAACAGAUGUUCAAACAGUAUUCCAGAGGUUAAAGUUCAGGUUGAACAUAUAUGAACUGAGAGAAAAUAGACGAAUCAAACCCAAGACGUUCAUGAGCAUGGUCUCAAAUUUGCUGUAUGAAAGACGGUUUGGUCCAUACUUUGUGGAGCCUGUCAUCGCAGGAUUAGACCCCGUGACAUCUGAGCCUUAUGUUGCCUCCAUGGAUUUGAUUGGCUGCCCCAUGGAGACUAAUGAUUUUGUUGUCAGUGGAACUUGCUCGGAGCAGAUGUACGGCAUGUGUGAAUCUCUGUGGGAACCCAAUCUUGAACCUGAUGAUCUGUUUGAGACCAUCUCUCAGGCCUUGAUGAAUGCUUUUGACCGUGAUGCUGUGUCUGGUUGGGGAGCUGUUGUUUAUAUUAUAGAAAAGGACAAAGUUACCAAGAGAUUCCUGAAGACACGCCAGGAUUAA